CACGUGGCAAGACUGUUCCCUGCCCAUAAACUAUCCACUCUAGGCAGCGAGCAGAGCGGAGCGAGCCGAGCGUCCUGAGCAAGAGCUGUCUCCCUGCCAGGAUGAGCCUGCCCGCAAGCCAGAUCAAGGAGCCCGGCAAGCAGUCUCAGCCUGCAAAAUCGCUCACGGAGCCCAGCCAGGAGUCUCUGGCCACAAACCUACUCCAGGAGCACAGCCAGGAGCCCCGGAUCCUGUGCCGUGACCCAGACAUCGUUGUGGAGCUGAAUGUAGGGGGGCAGUUCUACACCACCACCAUGGGCACCCUGAUGAAACAUCCAGGCUCAAAGUUUCCAGAGAUACUAUCCAGGUCAGCUCGACAGUACAAAGACGCACAGGGCCGCUUCUUCAUCGAUCGGCCCGGCACCUACUUCGGGCUUCUCUUGGACUACCUACGCACGGGGCAGGUGCCCACAGAGUACGUUCCUGAGGUAUACCAGGAAGCUAAGUUCUACCAAAUCCAUCCUCUGGUCAAGAUUUUGGAAGAUAUGCCACAGAUCUUCGGUGAGCAAGUGGCCCGAACGCAGUUCCUGGUGGGAGUGCCAAACUACCAAGAAAACCUGGAGGUCCUGUUGCACCUGGCUCGGGCGGAGGCCGUGGCGAUGCGCUCGUCAAAGGUGGUGGUGUGCGUGGUGCGCACGGAGGAGGAUGACGCGAAGUGUGUGGAGCCGCUGCACAUCUUGGAGGCCAAGAAGACACCCGUUGUCAAAUUUGGGCCCUGGAAGGCGGGCCCUGUGACGGAGGACUUCGUGUACUGCUUGGAGAAGGACAUUAGAGCCAAGGGGUAUAAGGUGAGCUCGCAGAGGUAUCACCUGAGCAGGGAUCCUUACACAUGCUUCUGGAUCUUCGUCUUCACCUGGUGGUGAUCUCCAGGGGUGGGGGCUGUCUGUUAGAGGCUGCGGUGGGACCUGGGAGAUCGGUCGCCAUCAGAAUCCAUAUUCUAAAGCUGAGCCUGUAGUCCCAGUGCUUGGAAGGCCAAGACAAGAGGACUGCCUUGAGUUCAAGACCAGUCUUGCCUAUAGACUGAAACCCCAUUGUUUCGACCUAGAAGUUCUUCCCAGGCCAUUGUCUGGCCUAGGGGAAGUCAGGCUACCCCAUCUCCAUGCCUGCUCCCUUCCAGAACCACAUUCUACUCGUCAAAGUAGAGCUUCUCACAUCUUCUAAGAAAUAAAGCUUAUAAAAUGUUUAACAGAGCAAAGGGUUCUUCCUUGCUUGCUGAGAAAUAACCCUGAUGUAUAAACUCUUUUAGCCUGGACCUAGUGUUAUGGUUUCUGUCUUUAUAAACUCUGUAGUGCUUAACUUGAGACCAAGAGUUCUUUGUGGCAGGAGUCUGACAUCGGUCACCAGAUUAAAUAAAGGACUCUUAACUGGC
Molecule: messenger RNA, 1408 nt
Organism: Apodemus sylvaticus (European woodmouse)
Lineage: Eukaryota; Metazoa; Chordata; Mammalia; Rodentia; Muridae
Gene: Kctd14
Product: potassium channel tetramerization domain containing 14
Exons: 2
Coding region: 102-902 (266 amino acids)
Biological process (GO): protein homooligomerization
Molecular function (GO): protein binding
Source: RefSeq, a predicted model, not a curated record